AUGUAUCCAAAUUUAAAAACAUUAGAUUUAGCUCAUAUUUAUUGCAAUCUUAAAGUACAUAAGCCUGAAAUAUCAGUUCGAUCUGUUCUUGCUUCAAUUAAUGCACCAGCUAGACAAAUAUCAAGUUUUCUUGAUGAACUUCUUACUCCAAUUUAUAAUUACGCAGCAAAAGAUAUUACAUUCAUUCUUCAAUGUCAAUCAUUAGAAUAUCUUGAUGUUACUAUUGAAAAUAAUAAUGGACAUUUCAAAACAUCUAUUUAUAAUAAAUCAGCUUGUGAACCUUAUAUUCUACCUUAUGAAUCUGAUCAUUCACGACAUGUUCAUUUGAAUAUAAUUUAUAAUGCAUUACUUCAAGCGGCACAUCUUUGUUCAACUGUAGAAGAUUUUGAUAUGGAACGAUUAAGUACAGAAAUGAUAUUAUUAGUCAAUGGUUAUCCACCGAAAUUUAUACAACAACACAUGAAAAACUUCUUUAUUAAAUAUGAUGCUAUGAAUGUGUGA
Rotaria sp. Silwood2 is the source of this 501-nucleotide messenger RNA. Lineage: Eukaryota; Metazoa; Rotifera; Eurotatoria; Philodinida; Philodinidae. The record is from the annotation of a GenBank genome assembly.